AUGAGUUUCCUCUGGUACCUGCUGCCACUGCCUGAGCUGGAUGGCAAAGCAAUUGCCCAGCACCCCAGUUAUUACGAGGGCAAGGAGGCGCUUUGGCUGCAAUUCACCCCCUCCCCCGGCUCACUCAGCCCAGCUAAUGCAGCUGGACAGACAGUCCGGCAGCAGUUCAUUAAGACGCCCCCAAGCGAGCAGCUUCUUGAAAUCCUCGAGAUCAUAUCCCAUUGCUUCAACUGUCUGUCUGAGCAUGGCAAUAAGCCGCUGCCGCAGGGAGCUCCAGGGGGCAUUAUCGGGAUCCUGGGGGGCGUAAUUGCUGCGGCUCUCAUCAUUGGUGUGGCUGUCACUGUGUUCAUCGUCUACAGGCGACAGCAGAAGAGCCGCACGGAGACCGACAAUGACCUAAUUGAUCUGCCUCCAUCCCACAAACCUGUCCCACCGCCAAAGAGGAAACAGGAGAUGAAAAGCCAUCUGACCGCAGAAGACAUCCAGGUCGUCCACCUAGACAACAUGAAGCAGGAGGAAGAGAUCCAGAAGCUCCCCCUGCAGACGUCGUACUACGACAUGGCAGCCAGCGAGUCUUCUCCGUACUCCGACAAGCUGAACUUUGGAAAGCGUCACUCAGAGAUACCGGAUGCGAGUGAUCACCUGACCUGCUGUUGCUCACCUGAAGAUCAAUAUCUGGAGAAAAUACCCCAUGUCUAUAACCCCUUAUCAUACCUCCCAGAAGAUCUGUAUUCUCACCGUGCUGAUGUCUCCUUUUGCUGCCCGCCACCAGGUUCCCGGGCACCGUACAUCUGUCCUAAGGAACAGUAUGUUUAAAACAACAGCACACAGUCAAGCAAAAGCAAAGAAGCCAAUUCUUCACAUCUCCCGACCUUUCCCAUAUUAACCAAGGCCUUUGAUUUGUCUCCAGCCAUUGAGAAUUUUUGUUUGGGUUUUCCUGUUUUUAAAUUUUGGUGCAAUUGUAAUGGACAUGAUUAGGUUAAGCAUCCGCCUGCUCAUUAGUGCUCAAGGGAACUCUCUACCUUCAUCUGUGUCAUACACUGAUGUUUUCCCCUUGUUUGCAUCUUUUUUUUCCCUAAUUUUGGCUCCAUCACCCUCCAGUAGUGAGCUGGCUAUGUGCAUGCGUGCGUGUGUCAGUGGGCGGCUGGGUGGGUGGACCACUGCCUUCUGUUGGAUGGAAUGUCCCAGACUCACUCAAGUGUCUGUGUUCCCUAGUGUCAAUUUUCACACCAUUUACACAAGAGGCUCCUGGAGCGGAUUCCUUCACAAACCUUGUUACACCAUGUCUAAAAUUCCCAAUUCUACUUUACUUCCAAACAAAAUGAUCUCUGUACUACUUUGAAACUUCCCAGCCAGGGCCCGGGUCUGAGUCUGUUUGAAAAUACCGUUUGGGACCAGGAGCCCUGUUCAAAGAGCCAAAUGGUAAAGAUUUCUGAACCAAACUUAAUGAUGUGACAUUUGCAAUGAAAGAGGCUCAGAACCAGCCCCAGAGCAGAAGAGGAUUUUUUUCCCCCACUCCCAACUCCUUGUAUCGACUCUUCCAAACCCAGAGGGUGUGGGAACUGAAUUUGGGCACAGGAAAGACAAUGGAUACUGGAACAUCUUCCUAGAACUUUCUAUCAUAUAACCUGAAACCAAAAGAAAAAAAUCUCUAAUUAGGAAAAAUAUGUAGAUAUACACACCAUAAUUUUCUUUUCCAAAAGUCUAAAGCUCGCCCCAGGUCCGUCUGUGCACCUGUUGAUUGGAAUUUUAAAGUGAACUCAGGCAGAAUAUAGAAAACAAAUCAGAAUUUCAGGUAAUCUUCUUGCUCUUAAUGAAGGAUAAAAGCCAACACAGAAUCUGGCCUUUUAACUUUUUUUAAAUCGUCUUAGUUUUGGACUGUAAAUUUUUUGAUAUUUGGAGUGUGUGCGUGUGUGUGUAUAUAUGAAAGUGUAAGUUCCUGCAACCACCAAGUGUUUUAGAUAGCAGAAUUCAUCUCCACGUCACCUCCUUGUUCACUUGUAUUAGAAAAAAAGAAAAGAAGAAGAAGAGGAACAAGAGGAAAAAAAGUCUUGGAGAAUAGUUGGCUUCAGGGAUAUUUCUAACCUUUUCCACCCAGGUACAGCAUGGGAGAGACAAAGAAUGGACAGUUAUGCACAAGGGGACGUGUCGUCAGUUAACAGACUCUUAUUUUUCUUAAUUUGGGAGUGGAUCUUUUGCAUCCUGGAGACAUACACAACCUCGCACUGCUGAUCCACAAGGACGUGUGAGCCAGGCGCCCGCAGCUAUCCGCCUGGUUCUCCAACACCAAACCAGUAUCCAGUGCUCCUUGCACAAAUGCAAAGGAAACCACCACAGUAUUUAAGACUCCCCAUGGGGGGAAUAACACAUCAGAUGCUGUCAGCCCAGCUCCUGCCUUCGCAAAUAGACUGGGUCACUUUUAUUUUUGUAUAUUUGGUUCUAAAGGCGAAGGUCGCUCUAUGUACGUUCUUUGCUCCCACCCCAGAGGUUUGUCUCUGAGCUCAUCCUGCUUGUCCCCCAACUCCCUGACUCUCACAGAAGCACGGCUGUGUCCACACUACCUCAUAUAUUUCCUGCAGGCUAAAAUAUGUAGAUAUAAAGAGAGAGAGAGAGACGGCUUCCAUUAGGAAAUAACGUGCCAUGAGGGAAGCAGGCUCUGCCCACGCCUCCUGGGACUGCCCCACAAAACCUGGCUCCACCCUUUCCUUGUGCGCAGCGCCACAUCCUGUUUUGGGAAAACAGCACGGCCGCCUGCAGCGAUGACACCAUUCCCCCCGCAGAGGAAAAUGGAUGAGCCGGUUGGGGUGGGUUCUGUCGGACUGAAUGGCUCUGUUGCUUUGCGCUGACCAGGUUGGCAGCCUCUAGGGUUCAAGGAAGGGGGCACCGGCUCUUCCUGGUCUACGGCCAUCCCAAAGUGUGCAGCCCCCCCCUAGCUGGCACACGGAGCAGGUGGGGCAGCCCAUGGGAGCACCUAGCUCAUGGAAGGGCCAAUGGGCCCCUAAUCACAGACACAGGGCCUUUGAAAUCCCUUCCCUUUCAUCUUCGCUGGGUUGGAUCCUUUGGUACUGGUAGGGUUCAUGCUUCCUUGAUCGGCCUCCUCUGCCCAGAGAACUGGCCAAUUCACGUCCCUUCACGAACAAGCUCAAGUGCCACCUGCCUCCACUCAAAUGCUAGACCUCUCUCUCUCUCUCGCUCUUUCCUCUUAACGUGCCAUGGGGUAAUGUUUGGCAGCCAUGGAGCUGGGUUUGCUCUGAACUAGACCUACUGCCGUCACUGUCCAGUUCCCUGCCACCCUGGCAAUGGGAAUGUACUUUGGCCUCCUCUACCAAUCUGCCUUUAGCCCACCCUUUAGAGAAGGAGAUGUGGUGGCGGAAAAUCUCUGCGGUCUUUGCAUCCUGGAGAGAGAUGCAUCCUGGCACUGCUGAGCCACGAGAACACAUGGGCAAGGGCCAUUCCCUCCGGCUCUCUUCCUAAAAGAAAGAGGGUGUCUCCAGGCUAGCAGGAAUUAAAGUGGGUCUGAUUGAAAGCCUGUUUCCACAUUCACCCCAGAUCUGGGCACAUAUAUGAGAGGCAGAAGAAAAGCAACAUGAUCAGCUCUUGAGGUGCAUAAGGAUCAUGUCAGAUGAAAGGACUGUAUGUGGGAGGGGAGAGGGGGCAGAGGACAUCUCUGUAGCUAGACGUCUCUUCUGCAGUCUUUGAGGAAGGUCGGUACUACGAUGGGUGAGGGGACGACAUGUAGGCAGACUGCAGUGUCGCAUAGCAGUGCAAAGGAAGUCCAGUUGCCUUGGACAAAUUUGAACUUGAGCUGUCCACAUAGAAGAGACACUGAGAUCUUUGCUUUUCAGCAAAGGAAAAGGAUUUCUAUCCUCCCAAGAAAGAAAGAGUGAGACAGAAAUUCAGCCUCUGAAACCAGCUGCCUGAUUUAUCCAGUGCAUGUCUUAAACUUAGGAACAUUUGAUCUCUCUCUGCCUUUUCUACCUUUGCCCCUAUUCUUGACACACUAAACAAAAGAGGACCCUCUGUCUGUGCUGCAGCAGAAGGUCUGGUGGUAUCACCAGAUUCCUUCACAUCCCCCCCAUGGAGAUGGGUAAAACCUUUCGAGAGAUGGAGUGGGAGGUUGGGUUGAUCGGGUUUUGGUUCUACAAAGCCAAAUCCAGGGAUGGUUCUGAUCCAGGCCCUCAUUUCGCUCCUCUGUAUUCAUGGGGUCAAAUCAAUUGUCCCAUAGUUCUUCUAGCUUCCCCCACUCCAUAGCAAAGGGAUCACACUACUUUUCCCCUCGUGCCCAAGUCUUGACCUUCCAGAGGUAGCGGUCCAGCCUCAGCAAUGUCAGACAGGGGUGUCUCUAUCCAGCUAGGAUAAGCCCACACCUUGGCAUAGGCUGCUUAGACAAAGGACCUGCUCCUGCAACAGUGCCGUCCUUAGUGGGGGAGGUAAAGGGUGGUUGCUUGGAUUGAACUGGGAAGGUGGCUGAAUGUGAAUACACAGCGAGGGACGCAGCAGGUGGGUGGGUGGAUGAUUUUGGUGUUUUAUUUCUGUGUCUUACCUCAUGCGAGACUAGAAGCCCUGUCUCCUGUCCAGUGGGGGUGAAAUGCUGCGGUGAUGGCUGAUGGAGCUGUUCUGAAGGACAAGACUGA
Messenger RNA from Mauremys mutica (yellowpond turtle), 4634 nucleotides. RefSeq lists its product as uncharacterized. The transcript is spliced from 7 exons. The record is from RefSeq and is a predicted model, not a curated record. Bases 1 to 816 code for a protein of 271 amino acids. NCBI's taxonomy places the organism in Eukaryota, Metazoa, Chordata, Testudines, Geoemydidae.